GAAGACGAAGCAGCUCCGUGAGUUAGCCAUGUGUUUGUAGCCUCUUCAAGAGAGAUAUAAGCAUGACUCUGGAACAAGCAGGACCAAUAACAUCUGUAGUAGAACAAUCAGCCUGAAUAUGGAGCCUUCCUCAUCAUCAGAAACAUGCAACAGUCAGAAAAGAAAGAACAUUGACCUGACAGCACACGAGAAGGCCAAGAGAUUAAAAACUGUGCAGGAUGGUGAGGAGUUGCUGGAGUGUGAAAGUUCCUCCCGCCCACCGAGGAUCUCUGUGCUGCCCGGCCACCUUCAACAACCAAUUACAGUGAAUGAGCUGAUGGAGCUGCUGCAUUACGCCGCUCUGGGGAGAACAGGUGGCAUUAAACAACCCAGUUGGUGCCGCCUCCUUCAUCAGAGGAGGAUUAAAGCUAUAAAUGUGGUCAUAGUGGAGGGUCUGACCCAGAGCCACUUUUACAAGCACUACCUUUCUCUGAAACACCUCCGGAAAAACUACUCCACUAGGGUCACCUUCACUCCAUCGUCUACCAACCUGGUCUCGGCAAUCUUCAGCAAUAAACUUCCUGAAUCAGAUGUUCUAACCCUUAACCAAAGACACAAUGGAAGCAGUUUAAACAGUGGAUUGCACAGAGCACUGAGGAAUCACCCAGUAAUCACUAAGUUUGGGACACAGAGGAAAGGAUUAACAGCGUAUACUCUCCCUCAGGAGGAGAUGAUCAGACGACAUUUCCCUGUCAAAGGGAUGCCGGGCUAUGAGGAAUUUGUGUGCACAGAAAGUGUUGACUGUGUGACUAACAACAGCCCUCUUUAUGGACUUGACUGUGAAAUGUGUCUGACAGAACAGGGAAAUGAGCUGGCUCGAGUUUCUCUGGUGGAUUCUGCAGGGAACUGUGUGCUUGAUGAGCUGGUGAAACCUCAGAGACAAAUCCUCAACUACCUCACCAAGUUCUCUGGUAUAACCGCAGCAAUGUUGCGACCAAUCAAAACCACUCUGAGGGAUGUUCAAGCCAAACUCAGGACGUUGUUGCCGAGUGACGCAGUCCUGGUGGGCCACUCGCUAAACAAUGACCUAAUGGCUCUGAAACUGAUCCACCAGCACGUUAUCGACACGUCGCUGAUGUACAGGAGAGAGUUUGGACAGAAGUUCAAGCUCAAGGUGUUGGCUGAGACAGUUCUGAAGAGGCAUAUACAGACUGAAGAGAAGAAGGGUCAUAAUCCCAUUGAGGAUGCUGUGGCAGCCCUGGAGCUAGCCCAGUACUUUAUUAGAACAGGACCUCUUCAGGUUGUAGAACUUCAUUUGGAGGAGCUGUGGGGAUACACGAUUGAUGAGGACUCACCUGACUGCGCUCCUGCCCCUACACCAAGUCUCAGGUUUGCUGAUAUACUGCAGACCCUUGGCCGCUCCGUAACCUAUUUAGGAAAGCGCUCUGACAUCACCCUGGCUCUGUCCAAUCAGCAGUGGCACAACUCUGACAAAGAGGUUCUGGCCUCUUUCAGGAGAAAAACAAAGUGUGCAUUCCUCUCAGUGCUUCAGUUUUCUUCAAUCUUAGACCACCUGAAAGGAUGCUUCCCUGCACAGGAGCACCAGCACCAGAAGCUGUUUGCAAGUCUUCAAGAGAUGUGUGUAGUCUAUGCUGGCCCGUUCCCUGCAGGCAUCUCUGAGAGGGAAGUGAGGCAGCUGUUGCGUUGCUGCGGACCUGUUCGGAAAAUAAGAAUGUUGAACACAGCGUUCAGGGUUCAUGCAGAGGUGGAGUUUGAGCUGCUGGAGGGAGCUGUGUUGGCUUUAAAAACUCUGAAUGGACUUCAUAUGCAAGGACAACCCAUCAAGGUCCAGAGGCCUGUUAAUGAGUCAACGCUGGAUUUGGAUCUGACUCUUGAUGUUCUGAUGGAGGACAGCAAUCACAUAUAUGCUGUGAAAUUAAAGCCUAGAAUGGCUGAGUGCAUAACAGUUUCGGAAAAAGUCAAUGGACACACGCUAGAAGCCGAAUGUUCAGGUGUUGCGACGGUGGACACUUUGCCUUCAGCUGAAGUCAAUGGUCAAAGUUUACAGCCUACAAACACAAAAUCUAAGCUGUGUGAGGAGAUAAUCAGCGAGACAUUUAAUCCCUUUGGCACCGUGGAGAGAGUUCUUCUGCCUGCCAAACCAGGAACAUUUCUGAGACAUGCAAACAUAGAGUUUGAGACUUCAGAAGGCAGACAUGCAGCUCUCAGCGCCUCUGACGAGCUACUGAAGAGAGGCUACCUAGUUUGUCCAUCGCUAACCCCGCCCCAUCUAUCCUCAUGGGUUGCCAUGGCAACAGCAUGUGUGGGUACAGACAACGAGGCAGACGGAGUCAAGGACAUGACCCACAUGCACAACAGUCCUCAGGACCAGGAAAUGGAUCUAAUGAUGGCCAGGUUGGACCGCCAUCUAAAGAAGCUCUUCAGGUCUCUCUCAGACGGCACCUUGUCGGUUGUUGUGCUUCCUGGACACAUUAGUCGGCAUGGCAGCCUUCCUGGUUUGUGUCUUAUGGAGGUAAAGCAAGCGUCUUGAGAAGAACAACCCUCGAUGGAGAAGAUUUUAUUUUAUUCCUACACUUAAAAUGUGUCUUUCAGUUCAGUGCUGCCUGAGCGUGUGUGUAACUUGAAUCAAGUUAAAUAUUUGGAGAUAAAAAAUAAAUCAAAUAAUAUAAGAAAAAGAAUAGCCAGCCACAGAUGAGCAUCUCAAACAACAAGAUACAUUGCCACACUAAUUGAUAAACACUAUUGAUCGGUAAAGGAAGCAGUGGGUUACUCAUUAAUGACACGACCGGCCAUCUGCCAGUGUUUGCGAUCAUUCAGAGCUGAACAGAGACAGGAAAACAGCUGCCAAUUUACAGGAUAAUUACACUUAAAAUUAAAAAGGCAAUUCAUUUACAAAAUCGAGCUCAUGAGCCAGCAAGGUCUCAGUGGAAGAUGUAGAGGAAGCAUAUGAUGCUUUUCUGUAAAUACCAACUGCUCUUUAUAAAGAGUGACUCAACCAUCAUGAUAAAAAAUAACAUUUAGAGUAGUAACAGACAAACUUGUGUUGGAAAUCACAUAUAAACAAUAUUACAUCAAAUAUAUUGAAUCAUUUGCAAUUUUAUAUAAAUUCCAAGAUUUUCUAAAUCAACCAUCACAAUACAGUUUGUGAUAUUAUGAAUGAAUGAAAAAAGGGGGGAUGCUAAAUUGGUUCUCUACUUCAUCCUGCACCCUUUCCCAACUGAAAUUGUUUUUAAACAAGUUGUUACGGAAAGUGUGUCGUAACUUUUUAUGUAUAAAUUGUUUUUUAAUAAAAUCCAGUGUUUCGCGGCUGAUGAUGCUCGUUUGUGUACGUACGAGCGAGCAACAGGUUACUGGUGCAGUUCCCCUAACGGCCUGCUGUAUCACUACAAACGCAGUAUUUUUGCAAGUUACGUAUAGCCCCUUUAAGAUGUUCAAAGUAAACAAAAUGAAAUGAAUAAAUUACUUUCAUAAUAAAGAUGUUUUUUUU
This is a messenger RNA of Labrus bergylta (ballan wrasse), 3487 nucleotides long. RefSeq names its product RNA exonuclease 5 (gene rexo5). Lineage: Eukaryota; Metazoa; Chordata; Actinopteri; Labriformes; Labridae. The record is from RefSeq and is a predicted model, not a curated record. Gene Ontology annotation, molecular function: RNA binding; exonuclease activity. Gene Ontology annotation, cellular component: nucleus.